Messenger RNA from Emericellopsis cladophorae, 1233 nucleotides. RefSeq lists its product as uncharacterized. Bases 1 to 1233 code for a protein of 410 amino acids. The record is from RefSeq and is a predicted model, not a curated record. The transcript has 4 exons. NCBI's taxonomy places the organism in Eukaryota, Fungi, Ascomycota, Sordariomycetes, Hypocreales, Bionectriaceae. Gene Ontology annotation, biological process: carbohydrate metabolic process. Gene Ontology annotation, molecular function: hydrolase activity, hydrolyzing O-glycosyl compounds.
AUGCAUCGGUCCUCUUUGCUCGCCCUGGUGCCCUCGGUCUUUCUGGCACACGCGGCAACUUUGCGGAACCGUCUAGAUGACACCAAUGUCGGACUGACUCCAACUAUGGGCUGGAGCAGCUGGAAUGUCGCCCAAUGUGAUGCUGCGUCUGAGGAGUACGCCAUGAAUACCGCCAAUAAGUUGUCAGAGUUAGGGCUCAAGGACCUCGGAUACGAGUAUGUCAACAUCGACGACUGUUGGACAGCGAAAGAGAGAGACGGGAAUGGCAACCUCGUCCCUGAUCCCAACAAAUGGCCAAGAGGCAUCCGCCCCGUGGUGGACGACAUCCACGCCAUGGGCCUGAAAUUUGGCCUGUACGGCUGUGCAGGCACUCUCACAUGCGCCAGCUACCCCGGCUCCGAGGAUCACGAGUAUCAGGACGUACAAUUGCUGGCGGAUUGGGACGUAGACUUCUGGAAACACGACAACUGCUUCACAGAAUGCCCCGUCACGCCUCCGCCCCAGACGUGUUGGGACUACCCAGUCAGCACAGAACCAUGGUAUGCCAAGAUGGCCGAUGCAAUCCAGAGCGUCAAGGCACAGAAGGAGAUCCUUUUCAACCUCUGCCAGUGGGGCAGGAACGAAGUCUGGACCUGGGGCGACAAGUAUGGACAUUCGUGGCGCAUCGAGAACGAUAAUUGGGGCGACUGGGAGUCUGUGGUGAGAAUUGGCUCGAAGGCGGGAGAGAUCGCCCAGUAUUCUGGCCCUGGAGGAUUCAAUGAUCUGGACAUGUUGUUUGUUGGCAAUAAUAAGCUUACGCACAACCAAGAGCGCCUUCAUUUUGGUCUCUGGGCAAUCGCCAAGUCGCCCCUAGUGAUCGGAGCGGACCUUACCAAGAUCCCGACAUCCUCCCUGGAUAUUCUUCGCAACAAGGACCUUAUCGUCAUCAAUCAAGACCCUCUUGGUGCCGCUGCAGCGCCAUUCAGACCAUCCAACAGCAACAGCCCUGAGCCUGUUCCGGGGGAGAUCUAUCCUUACUGGACCGGCCCCCUCAGCAACGGCGUGGUCGUGGCAUUUUCUGGAGCUAAUGGGGCUGGUGAUUUCUCCGUCAAAUUCUCCGAGGUGCCGGGGCUCGAAGCUGGCGAGCACUGCUGGAAGGAGGCAUACUCUGGAGAAGAGGGCCGGAGUGACUCACUUAGCUUCAGCGUUGAGCAGGACGAUAUUGCUGUCUUCACGGUCACUGACUGCGCUUAG